This is a messenger RNA of Mycetomoellerius zeteki, 11464 nucleotides long. RefSeq names its product vacuolar protein sorting 13B (gene Vps13B). Lineage: Eukaryota; Metazoa; Arthropoda; Insecta; Hymenoptera; Formicidae. The record is from RefSeq and is a predicted model, not a curated record.
UCAUUAUUAUGAGAAAGCAAAGGAGGAGUUCUUGAUAAGACAAUUGGUGACAUCUUUAAUUAAGGGAAUUAUAAAAAUAUGCUACAUAUUCUCUACCAAGCACAAUGUUUAAAUUGGAGUCCUACAUAACACCAGUGAUUCUCAGCUAUGUAGAAAAAUAUGUAAAAAAUUUUAAGCCGGAACAGUCACAGGUAUCUUUGUGGGGUGGAGAUGCAUCGUUUCAGAAUUUGGAUCUACGAUUAGAGGUAUUGGAGGAGCAACUGAAUCUUCCAUUCGUCUUUGUUAGUGGCCAUAUACACGAAUUGUUAAUACAUGUUCCUUGGGUAAAAAUUACGUCUGAACCAAUAGUUGUUACCAUUAAUACUAUAGAGUGCAUUUUAAAAUUAAAAGAUGAAAAUAUCACAGAAACCAAUACAACGUCAUUACAAAAGAAGAAGGAGAUGGUACAAGAGGAAGCUCCACCUGGGUAUAUAAAGAGUAUAGUUACGAAAGUUAUUAAUAAUAUCACCAUUCAUUGCAACAAUCUCAUCUUAAAAUAUGUAGAAGAGGAUAUUGUUCUUAGCAUAAAUGUCAGAUUUUUAAGUAUGCAAACCGUCGACAAUAAAUGGGAACCAGCGUUUGCCGAGGUCAACACUCAAGAAGUAAUGCUUAGAAAAGUUAUUACUAUUCAAGACUUGACAUUGUGCUUAGAUAAAAUGGAUGCAUCAGGAAAGAUAGAGAUAUAUCAGGAUCCUGUUUUGUAUCGAUGUUCAAUGACAAUCCGAAUGAUUAUAAAUUAUCAUAACAACACUUUAAAGAGAGCAUCUAUUACGAGACUUGAUCUUCAUUGUGAGAAAAUGGAAUUUAGCAUGACUGAACAACAAGUACCAAUGCUCCUAAGAUUGAUUGCCUUAAUAAUGGCGUUACAAACAAAGCAAUUUCCACCAAUAAAAGAAAAAUCCUCCAUUAUUGUGGAUGAGAGAGAAGAUGUUGCACAAGAUGAUACAAAUCAGGUAGCAGGGACUUCCACAGAUGCAGUUGGAUGGGGUGGUUGGGCUUGGGAUAUAGUAUCAUCUGUUCUACCUGUUGACUGGGACAAUAAUUGGUCUGCUGAGCAACAAAUGGCAUAUUCUGGUCAUACCGUACAUUUAGGUGUUUAUAUAGAUGAUGCUACUUUAACAUUUAAGACUGUUGAAAGUGUCAAAGAGCAAUUAUUUUAUAAAUCUCGAAAACUUAGGUACAAAUCCUUUUUAUCACUUCGAUUGAACGGGGUUGUGAUAGAUACUUUAAUUCAAGGAAUAACAAUGACAACUUUCCAAGUUGGAGUAGCGUGCGUACAACUUUAUCCACGAGGAACGUGCAGCUGUGGACAUAUAGAAGUUGCUGACGGUGUACAGCCACCUCUUUACGUAACAGCUGGGAACUUGAAUACUGACCACUUAAAAGAUUCAUUGUUCGACAAAGAAGCCACGGAAAAUAAAGGGAAAAAAAGAGAUUAUAAACAAGGAAUAGAUCAUCAUUUGACGACAAUUUCGGUUGACAAAUUAUUAGAAAGAUGUCCAGCGUUUGUGAUGGAUUAUGUUUAUUAUGUAGAAUUACCUGACGACAUAACGCCUGAAAAAUUACUCGAAUUUGGUUCAAAUUUUGAAUACAGCAAUUUUCAGGAACGCAGAGUAAUAAGAUAUGUAACUGGAGAUCUAACAAUUAGAUUAUGUUCCGGUAUUUUUCAUCGUAUUGAUACUAUCAAACAAGCUGCCGCAAAAUACGAUUAUAAUCCUUAUCUUGUAAUGAAACCAGAUCCUCUUAUCGAUGAAUUGCCUCUUGUUACAUUAGAAGAAUAUGAAGCACUUAGGGAAAAUGUAUCAAUGACAGAAACAAAAUUUGUAUUAAAAAAGGCGUUACUACAGCUACAAUUAGCAGAUCAUUGUGUCAUUGGAGUGCCACGACAACGUAAAAUUAUCGAAACGCGAACAUGUCUUACACCAUUACCUCCAGCUCUAACAGAUGAUCCUUUUGUAAGCAUUGAAUGCGAUGAAGCAAUUGCCACUAUAGUACAGCCUAUGUAUCCGUUUAGACUCAUAGCUUGUGCGUCAAAAUUAACAGAACUGUCACCAGAAAUGUUUAUUCAGUGCCAUGCGGUUACUGAUAUACAAGUGAUUGGAGUGAAAAGUCAACUUCACUUAACGAAAACUUGCGACACUUCAAUAGUAAUGCCUUACUCAGUGAAAGCUUCUUCAAAAAUAUUAUUGUAUCCUCAGUAUUGGCGAGAUAUAGAUAUGAUUCAAAAGUCAUAUUCCUUUCAAUCAGAUAGUGUUACUAUUACGGGAACUAAAGCAAAAUUAAUAGCUGCUGUGGCUAUAAUGACUUCCGUUUUUAAUCCUGCAGAUACAACGAAUCCACUUAUCUGUUCUACUCUCUUUAAUGAUGCGUGUCAAGAGAAAUGUCCAGUAUACUUAGAGUUAUGCUUAGAAAAUAUAAAUUGCAAGAAUGUAUCGUCUUCAGUUACGAUAUCAAACGAAGUCAAUAUAAGUUCUAUAAAAAUAUUUGCGUUCAAUGAUUCUCAACAAGCCUUUAUUCUUUCUGGUCCAGAAAAUUAUGAUAGCAGUGAUGCAGGAAAUGUACCACUGUUGUCUAUUGUGGUACAGUUUCCUAAAAGUAUUGAAACGCAAACACACCCAUCUCUUGUUUCGUUUAAAAUUUCUGAAAUUAGAACAUCCCUAGAUCCACUUUUUUUUGAAUGGUUGGAAUAUUGUGCCAUUUAUCACAAAUCGGGAAAUGUAUAUGUAUUGCGUUCAGACAGCCAACAAUUAAUUACUGAAGGAACAUCAUCUGAUACAGGCACGCGAAAAAAGACAUUUACGAGUCUACAUGAAAGCGUGCAUAGUUCAUCGGACAAAGAGAAAAAAAGAUCAGCCGUAACAGAAAAAUCGAAAACAUUGCGAAAUGAUGAAAUACAAAAGAAAAGUGAAUUUAAAAUGGAAGGAGAACAACAGAAAUCGGGGAUACUGGUCAGAUUAGCAGAGUCGUAUUCGUGGUGGUGCAAUCUUGUGCUGAAUGGUUAUAUAGGACAUAUUAUAAUAUAUAUUCCAUCUGAUACAAUGAGUGGUAUCGGAGCUGAUGGCAUAGAACAAGCCAAAGAUAGAGCUUUCAUAGAAAAUCAAGAUCUACAAAUAAUGAUAAUAAAACUACCGAGUCUUCUCGUACAUUCAUCUAAUCUGAAUACUGAGAUGUUGAGUCCAUAUCUACAAAAUCUCCCUGCUAAAUUACCAGAAUCUAUAUGGACAUAUCAAAUGCAAAGUUUUCCAUGGACAUUGAGUCUUAUCGAUUUUCAUUGUUACACAUUGCAACAACAGACACAAAAGAACUUUAUAAAGAAAGUUACAUUAAAUGCUACAGUAGCUCUUACAACUAAGACAGCUGCGACUGAAUUAAAUACACUUACUGCUCUAAGUGUUUGUGUACACAUUGAUAAUUCACCUAUCAUUAUUUCAUUUUCGGAAGAUCAGGUUAUUUUUAUGAGCAGUAUAGUUUUAAAUAUCAUAAAAAUAUUACAAACUUUAUGCGAUUCCCGGAAAGACAACGUAAUUGUACCACAGAGCAACGAAAUGCAAAUUGUUCUUCCUGCUAUACCUCAAACUCCGUCCACUCCGACUCAAAUAAUGUAUCAAGAAGAUACUACUAAUUCAACUAUGUCUACAUCAAAAGAUGAUUUAGGACAUGAAAAAGAUGGUUUAGUUGUAACAGCAUGGAUUCAGUGGACUAUAACAAAGAUAGCAAUUAAAUUAUACAUUAUGGGACGAGAAGACACGCCUUCUUUAAAAUUAAUGUUAGAACUGGAAGAUAUUAUAACAUCAUUAGAUUUGCAAUCGGUUUAUAUGCAGUUAAAAAAUAAAAUCACAACAGCCACGAUAUUUCACUAUGUUAGAGGUCCACAUGCAUUAAAUUGGGAUGUUGGUGAAUAUGCUGGGCUGGUACUCUGCGGAAGGGAAGAUAAUUUGGAGAAAGGCGAUGAUUCCGGUUUUGUAAGUUUCACACUUACUCGUGCGAAAUCCGGAAAUGUAUACACACGUUGGGGUACUCACAAGCGAUACAAGCCUCAAAAGAAAGAAAUACUGCUUGACUCUACGUUAUCUACGAACGGCUACAUUUCUGAAAUACUUAUCAAAAUGCAAAUGGUCGAUAUAAUCUUACCAAUAAGUGUAAUUAGCAAAUAUGCUCAAUUGAUGAAACCUUUUACGUGCCUUGGUUCAUCUAUUCAGAAAAGCACAGAAUCUAUUCGUAAUAAAAACAUGACAACACCAUUAGUUGGUAUAACCAACUUAAAUAAUGAAUUAUUGCCAUUGAUACAUUUGGAAUUCAAAGGUUUUCGUCUCAUGAUGCCAGCUUUCACUGAUACGAAUAAGUUACAACAUGAUUUAUUAAUGCUUCAGUUGGACGGGAUUCGUAUUACGCCAGAUGCAGAAAAUCCAAUUUGUAGAAUUCCAUUGCGAACUGAUAUAUAUCAAUUGGCUGCUCGAGCAAAUAUAUUAAACGUACCAGGUUCGGCUGUAGAAGAUCGUCAAUAUCAAAUUAGUGUUAAAGGAGUGUGUGCAUAUACUACUACAUGGAAGAAUUAUCAACUAAGCAUUAAUAAGAGAAUGUCUCAAUCGUACUUAUAUACAAUGAACGAGAAUCCAGCAUUGGAGUGGAAUAAGCUCGGGAAUGGUAGUAGUCUAGAUCCAUACUUUUCAACAUCUUCAGUAUUAACAAAAUUUGAUCUUUGCUUAAUUAUUGCCCCAGCUGUCACAUUUAAAGGAGAUACAAUAGUUUGUGGGAGUGCCGUUGAAGUAAAUUGUAUUACAGACAUAGAAUUGACAAUAAAUUUAGAUCAAAUUAAGUUAAUAUCGACACUCAACAAUGAAUUUAUAACGUUACUAUCUGGAAGUUUUGAAAAAAUAGAUGAUAAAAAUAGUUCUAAUAAUAUAGCUCAAAGACUUCCUUCAGGAUCUCAAAGCAUUAAGCCUAUUAGCUGGUUGAAACAAACAUCAGAUGAUUCAGAUAUUGAUUUCACAAAAGACAGUGGUGUCGAUUUUGAAAUGUCCAGCAUGCAUUCAACAAUAAUUGGAAGACCCACAGCUGAAAUUAUGAUACUUCCACCGUUUGAAUUUUUAGUAAAUUGUGGAAAAAUAACAUUUAUCCUGUAUGAAGUCCAGAGUACGUUUGUUGAUUUAAAGGAUAAUGUAGAUAUACACAAAACUGAUGGUGAAGACGAUAAUAAUAAUAUAAAACAGCCAUUACUUUAUCUAAUGAUCAAUCAACCAAAUAUUUAUUUCUCUCAGCAACAUUUAUCUAAAAAAAUACAAAUAUCUUGUUUCGAUAUAACAACAGCGCUUGGCAAUGUACAAAAUCUAAACGCAAUACCGACCGAAAAAGAUUUCAAAAUUUAUAUGAUAGAAACAAAGCAUGGUGAUCCACAUCCGGAUACGGGUAUCCCGCCUUCUUUUGUGACAGUAAAAUCUGAAAUUAUUUUAGGCAAAAACCGUCAGUUUUUCAUUGAAAUGGGACGACCGACAAAAGUACAUCUUUCUUUAUCUCGGCUCAACCAACUCUAUGAUAUACGGAAUAAGCUAUUAUUGUGUUUUAUUGAUGACAAUGUUACACAAGUAUCUACAGAGAAACAGGAGAUUACGCAUACGGAUUCUCAAAAUUUAGCAUCGUUGACAAAAUCGAGGAAAUUCAGUGUACCUGAUCUACAUUUAAAUACCAAACAAAUUGUAUUAUCUUUAAAGACUGACACUGGAGCAGAAAUUAUUAUCAGUUUAGCAUCGUUAAAUGGAAAUCUGUCGACACUCCUCAGACCAGAUAGGAUAUAUUCAAAUCUGUCCAUAGAUUCUUUCAUUGUAUCUGCUAUCUUAAACGGGAAUAUCAAAGUACUAUUAAAUCCAUGGUGUUGCAAUGUAACGACUUGUUUACUUUGGGAGUCUUCGUACAAUAGCGAGAUCAUUCCACAAAUACAAAUACAGGCAGACAGUGAAAGUUUAUAUCUCGAUUUCGGACCGGAUCAAAUAAAAAUUAUGAAAAUGGUUAUGCAAGACUGCCAGUUGCUCUUAAGCGAGCUCGCUUCGGUAUCUACGAGUGAAAAUAAAAACGAGAAGCAAAUUGUGCUAUCGACUGAACAACACUACAAGGAUGAUCUAAAGGCGGGUGCAUUCCAGUUCGUUGAUGGCACUGCGGAUGAGUUACCUUUUCCGUAUCAAGUGGUAUUUUUUGUUUAUCCUCAACAGGUGAUGGCUUGGAGAUAUCCGCAAUCACGUAUGUUAACAAGGAUACACAUAUCUCCUGUUCCAUUUGAAGCAGUGGAUGCCGACGGUGAUUACAUCGACAAAAUUCCCUGCGUUCUCGAAUAUUGGAGUGAUAGUCACAUGUCGUACCAGCGUUACGCCGAUUUUUAUUUAUCGGAAACGGAUUCCUACCGAUUGGACCUGCCGGAAAAAGCACCGGCGCGAGCGGUAGCUUGCGUGUGGCGCGUAGUUAUCCUAUCCAACGGCAAACGACCGCUCUCAAAAAGCAUCGUUUCCGCUCGUGCUCUCGCUGCCUGUUUGCGCAUCGACUCUUACUUUAAUCCCUUAUUAAUACCGAAUGUUCAAAUCGCUUUAAAUAUCGGCGUUCUCCAUAUAUCUCUGUACAAUCAUAUUGAUACAAGUGUAUAUAAUAAUUUGCCGCCACCACUGGACAAGUAUACUCUAAACGGAAAAAUUCCCGAGAUACAAUGUUUCAUGUCUAUGGAACAAAAGGGAGCUGUUCUGGUGUUUAACAAAUGGAUGGACGAUUCUAUACUGCUCGACAUCGGCGGCAAUUUAAGCGUACACGUAUUGGAUUAUAGUCAUUUGACUAUGCAGGAAGUGCUGGAUGCCCUGGAAGGAAGAUUUCAGCUAUCGUUGUCGGAAAAGAUAGACUUGUCAUUAACGUGCAACCCGUUUACAUUGAAAUUGGGACCAGCGAUAACUCACACUCUUGCAGUUUCUACUCGUUUAUGGCUGGCAUCUUUCGACGAAGAGGAAAAAAGCGUGAUUGUCCUAACGCGUUACGUAAUAGCCAACGAUAGCAAUAUAUCUAUACGUUUUGGUCAAAGUGGUACUGGAGAUAACAUACUUCUUGAGAGCAGGCAGUGUAAUUUUUAUUCUUGGAGACAGAUUGGCAAUCAAAUGAUAAGGAUAUCAAUCGAGGAGAACGUCUGGAUAUGGAGUCGACCUUUUCCUGUUAACAAAGAUGGAGUCCAAGUGAUAGAAUUCAAUAAUUCGAUAACUGGUCCGGUGGUCUUCGUAAAUGUUACAUCGCUUUCUGCCACACAAAAGCUCAUAACAUUCUCGGGGCAACUCGUGAUUUCCAAUCAACUAAUAGAUAAUUUCGAGAUGAGAUUAGUAAAAUACGAGGAAGAAGUUAGCUCUAAGGUAACAAUCUCCAAGGAAGUGUAUAUCAUACCGGGCAAGAGUUUUCCAUCGUCUAUCAUGCUUGAGAAUAACAAAAAAAUGGCUAUGCGGUUACGUUUCACCAACUUGACGCAUUUAUCUUGGACCGGGGACAUUCCAUUGCAAACCAAUGUCAAAUGGGGCCAGCCGUGGCUCGUCAAAGUACCUCUACAAGAACGCGGUCAAUUUUUGAGUAUCUGGGUACGGAUUGUGACGCAAAUGAUACAAGACAAAAUGAAAAUUCUUGCGGUACUGAGUCCCCUGUACAUGAUCAGAUCGCACCUACCAGUACCGGCAAGAGUACAGAUGGAAACACCGUCUCUGAAAAUGUCAUCUAGCACAAUGGUGAACGGUCGUGGUGAGUGUCAACAGCUGUACUGCCCCGGUACAUUUGAGCACUUCCACCAGUUGACGUUUCAAUUGGAAUCUGGAGUCUCCGCGUCGAAUCCUUAUGUGCCGCUUUCGUACAGCUCCGUGGAUCAACGAAAAUUUUUCCGAAGACCUGAGAUCGAGGAUAUCGAUAAAAUUCUGCAAGAACUCAAGGACAGAAAAGAUCAAGUAAAGUGGCCUUUCCAGGGAGACGAUAUUGAGGAGUGGAUAUCUGCAGAACAGCCGCAAACGCAUGUACAAGUGAAAUAUCAGGACGCAGGAUUGGUAUCCAGCACACUGCUGCUAGAACUGCAGCCUUGGUGUUUCAUAAUGAAUUCGUUAGGCUGCCAUAUCUCAUUGGUGUCGGAGGAUACAGAGCUCUGUCAGAUUCCUCACUAUGGCAUAGUCACGCCGCCCAAAUUGGAGAGUACCUUUCACGUGGGUGUCGGAAUCGGCGACACUUACUACACAUCCCAAACGUUGCAAUUGGCGCGACUCGACUGGAGCCAGAGCUUCUACAUGCCUCGAAUCUGCGGUCUCGUCCCGGUGGAGGGAAACAUCAAGACAUUCGUGGAUUGCGGCACGAGUGUGUCCAUCCUAAACAUCGGUUCUUCGAUGCACGAAGAUAUGCGUCUAGUGCGGAUCACAAGCAGCCACGUGAUCGCGAAUCUGACACCUCAAGAAUUGUGCGUGGCCACGCUCGCGGUGCACGAGGAAGCAAGGAAUCUACAGUUGCCCCAUGAUCUCACUCCCUGCAGCUUGAAUAUCUCACCGUCCGAGGAUCAGAGACAGGGUACGCCGAUCGUGCAAUGGUACACGUUGUACACGGAGAGUAAUGUCGAGCCGCUCAUAUUGUACAUAUCUCUUAGUCUCGGCCACAGGUGGUCCUGUCCGAUCAGAGUGGAUCAAGCUAUGAGCCGCAAAUCCGUCGUGAUUCCAAACGGUUCUUCCACUAUGCCGGUCAUCGUAACGACGCAGGAAGACAAAGGUAGCACAUUUGUCGUGAUACACAGCGACGAUCAUCCGCAACUGUUAAUCGAGAACGCCUGCGGCUUCAAGAUCCUGCUGGGACAAGCCGAUGAAAAAGGGAAUGAGAUAUUACCGGAUAGCGUUCAUUUCACAUGGAUAUGCGAAGUCGAUAGUGGAGCAAUGUCCCACUAUUCUCUUCCCUGUGUCAGUAAUAGAUUACCCGACACUACGGUUCCGAGCGUUAAAGCAAAUUUAAAGUGGUCAAGAGGCGUAAAUCUGUCUGCGUUGUCAUCUACACCAAUAGAUCAGUAUCUGCGAUUACCUUCGUACGGUGAUGUAAAGCUUAUAAUGCAUAAUCGCUGCUACACCACUCACAUAAGCAUCGUGCCUAUCUCCCAAAUUGAAAUAUCCGCUCAAGACAUUAGGAGCAGAUUGUUACGAAAAAAGAGCACGGCGAAGGAUCACACCAUAUACAAUAAUCCUCCUUCACUGAAGAGACUAGAAGAAGAUAAGCUGUUACUGUAUGUACAAAGUUCGAGUAGCUCAACAUCGUUAACGAGCUUCUUCUCAGCCCAAGAAGAUAUUUUGACGACGGAACAAAUACCCUUGAGCAAUUCAAAGCAAUUGGUUUCGAAGAUGACGGAUACAAAAACUUGCACUAACGAAGAUCGAUUGAAAUCUACCGAUGACACUAAUUCAACUCAUUCGAAGGAAGGUUCUGCAAUCAUUUACCUGCGUGCUUGCACUAUCGUUAUCCUUCAUGAUAUCAAUGAAAACGCACAAAGGAUCGAAGUCGCCAGUCUGUCUAUGACAGACUUAGUCAUGACUGUAAAUUCAAAAGCCAGAUUUAUUAAUCUCGAUUGUUACAUAGGCGAUUUGCAGUUAGAUAAUCAAUUAUUCGAUCAGGGAGGUUUCGAUUUCCCCGUAGUAUUAAUAAAUCAAAAUCCGUUGCCGAACAGAGAAAUGGCAUUUUACAGCAAUAACUGUUUAAUAACGAAUAUGGAAAAGAUCAAACAAGAUUCUUUGAUAGCCAUCGAGUAUGUCUGGGAAAUAAAUGAAAAUAUCAUAGCAUCAAAGGAAUAUCGCAUGAAGAUUGCAUCUAUUAGUGCAUACAUUGAGGACACAUACAUAACGCAAUUAUUAGAUUACGCGACUUCGAUGAUACCACCGCGACUAGUUCUGGGUGACAAUCUUAAAAAGAUGCAAACAAUAGCUGCGUUGAACGCAGUGUACAUACCAGAGUAUAUCAUGAUCGAUUCAAAAAUCUUAAGCAAACCACUAAGAUUGCAAAACUUCGUGAUAGAACCGCUAUCAAUUUUAUUGAGCGUUCACACUUCUAUGCGACUCUACGUUGCUUUAGAUCAUUCUCCACUGUACUUCGGUACCUUCGAAAGGAAGAACUUGCUGACCACUCCUUACAGGCUUGGCAAUGCACUUACCAUGCAUUAUUUAUCUGGUGCUAUAUUCGGAGCAGGUUGGGUAGUUGGAUCAUUAGAGAUACUUGGAUCACCGGGAGGUUUGGCGCAAGCACUUGGAUCCGGUCUUAGAGACUUUGUUUCAUUACCAUUCCAAGGACUAUUACAAGGCCCAUGGGGUUUUAUCGUUGGAAUUACACACGGAUCAGCCAGCUUGAUGAAACAUGUCACAGCAGGUACUGUAAAUUCCGUAACGAAAUUGGCAUCUAGUGUCGCACGAAACUUGGAUCGUCUAACAUUGGAUGAGGAACAUCUUCAGCGACAAGAGGAGUCGCGCAGAAUGCGUCCUCAAGGCAUGGCACAAGGACUUUAUCAAGGCUUAACUGGUCUUGGAAUGAGUCUGCUUGCGGCUGUGGCGGGCUUGGCACAUCAUCCUUUGCAGCAAGUGUGGUCAGGCGAAGCGACGACCAAAAGUUUAGUCACCGGAGUUGGACUCGGUUUAGUUGGCGUCGUUACUAAACCAUUGAGCGGUGCCGCGGAGUUGGUUGCUCUUACAGGUCAAGGAUUACUGCAAGGAGCUGGAUGGAAUUCAUUGCCCACACCACGUCAGAGACCAAUCGUGCAGUACACUACUGGCAAUAAUAGCACAUCUGUACGGUAUACUUGGCGCUUGUCACCUUUACUCGAUCACUUUAAUCACAGUCCCGACAGUAUCCUUCACGUAACCAGCGCAGACUACGUGAUUCAUCAAGGCAGUAAUCGCGCAGUGACGCUCGUCCUCACACGACAAGCUUUAUUACUCGUUAAUAUGGCGGAGGACAGUGUAGAACGGAUAUUUUCGCUGAAAGAACUAACAAGUGUCGAUCAUAUCACAGAAUCGACGAUGUUGUGCUUAUAUUGUCCACCAACAGCAAUACAAUUAAGCAGACCGUUAUCACCGGCUGAACACGAGAUGAAUCAAGAAAUGAGAGCACGUGUUGAGGAAUAUGUGCGGACAAGUAGCACUGGUUUGGCCAGUGUAUCAACCAAUAGUGACAAGCAGUCUGAUACUUUUGAGAGAGCAUCCCCACAUCCAGAACAUACCCUUACGUUUUACGUUUGCCCAGACACUCGUAAUUAUUUAUUAUCGCUGUUCAACGUUGCCAAGCGACAAAAUCAAGGUUCCGGUUUCACCGUUUUAUAAUCAAACGUAUGUUCAGACGGUUAUAAUUAAGUGCAAUGACUGAGAAAAUAUUCCAAAUAUUACUAUAUGUCAAAACAAAUGCAUUCAAACUCAAUAGUUUU